Molecule: messenger RNA, 3778 nt
Organism: Trichoplusia ni (cabbage looper)
Lineage: Eukaryota; Metazoa; Arthropoda; Insecta; Lepidoptera; Noctuidae
Product: cytochrome b-c1 complex subunit 2, mitochondrial-like
Exons: 8
Coding region: 2300-3670 (456 amino acids)
Cellular component (GO): mitochondrion
Molecular function (GO): metal ion binding
Source: RefSeq, a predicted model, not a curated record
CCACACAUCAUUUGAUUGGUCGUUGACUGUUUAUUCAUCAUGUUUACCAUUAUUUGUUAGUUAUUUACUUGCGUAAGUCCAAUUUAUGAAUAAUACUAUUAUACCUACUUACCUAAUAAGUGUAAAGAUCUUUUAAGGUUUGGUUAAUUUAAAUGGCAUAAUUAUUAUUAUUUUAAUGUGGUUGAACCGACCUUUUACAAAGUUACUGUAGACACAAGUUACUGAAGACGAAAAGAAAAGGAAAAUCAAUCUGAUAUGUUAAUAAUCAAAAAAGCAUCCUACUUCAGUUGCGGGCAGUGUAAAAGAUGAUUGCUAUGCUAAUUUGGUUAUCAUAUAGGUAAAAGGAACAUCGAUAUUCAGAAUUGUAAAUUGUAUCUAUAAACAUGACAUAUUGUAAUAAUAAAAUAUAUUUAAUGUCUGAUUAAUGGGCCUAAAUAAAUGAAGCAAUAAAUCACUGUAACAGUGGGAAGUUAAGCAACUUUUAUUGCGUUGUAAUAUCACAACCGUUGCUGUUAGUAGUCAUAAGCAGUAGGUAGGUAUCGUAUCCUUAGGUAUGUAUUUGUUAUUGUUACCAAGACUCGGGAAUAAAAUUCAAAUAACGAUUUAAAAUUUCCUCAAGCCUCAAACAAACUGGUGGAUCAUAUCCAUAUCAAACACAUCCGAUUUAGGAAUUGAACCCGCAAUACUUCGUGCGCAGUCGUAAUUGAUGCUAAGUUAACUUAACACUCGGCUAUAUUUUAAUCUUUAGUACUGUAAAACGGAGUGAAAAUUGUUUUUCCAAGGUUUGUUUUAAUACAAUUAUUUUAUAAUGCUUGAAAAUCUUAAUACUUACAUUUUUUUGUUUUGCCUCGUAAAACGUGCAAAGUUAUAGAAAAAGUGACAUCGACCCCGAAAUUUAUAAGGUAAUUUUUAUUACGUAAGUAACCCAUUUGACAUACGCAAAACUGUUCAAAAUCUCAGUUUUUCGCAAAAUACUUCUUGUCUCACGAUCUACUGAACUUGUAUUCACACUAUCCCAACACCAAGGUACAAAGCGAAUGAUAACAAUAACAAGUGGGGGAUUAUAAUCAUAAAAGUGAUAGGUUGAUACCGAAACUGUCCAAAAUCACUGAUUUGUGUUCUUCGCGAUAUUUAUUUGACGUGGGAAAAUCGAUUAGCUUGAGUAGAUACGCGUCAAAACCCAUGAAUGGUAAGACUAGUACGAAAGUAUUCGUAAGUAUGUGAAACAAAUUUAUUUAUGGCCGUCCGCUUGAUGAAUCUACUGGAUGAGGUCUAAGAGGCAUAAGCUUAAUACCUAAGAAAAAAAUAAUUUAUUGUUUUUUAAAAAUUAAAAUUUUCAUUACAAUUAUUGACAAUGGUCCCCAAACUAAGCUGGAAGCUUGUAUCUUGGGGGUAAAUAAUCUAAGCAUUCCAAAAUGGCCCAGUUUUCAAUGAUGACUGCUAAAUCGUGCCCGUCCCCCACAUGAAUAAUGCAUCGUUAUUACAUGAUGCGACAAUUUACUCACGCGUAUAUAUUUAUCAGAGCUCAUGAUGGACUCCGGUUUGGUCGGAAGCUAGUCGGGCAAUCCCAAUAAACUAUGUUUGAGCAAACCGUUGCAUCAUGUAAUUAUGAAUCACGCUCACGAAAGUUACUGCAAAAUAAUCUUCCGGACACCGGUAAGUACAAUGUUUCCUACCGUGAACCAGGCGGUAACGACUGAUAGGCUGUCGCGAUAAAGGAAACCAAUCACACCAACAUAAGACAAUAUAAUGAUUAUAAAUGUGUAAUACCUUAGCUAAAUACACCCUGUAACCUUAACACGGACUUGUUUUGAAAACACCUCGACCUUGCAAAGUUAAUCUGCAUCAUAAUUUGUUUCAUAGAUAACGAUACAAGAUUAUAUACCUAUUUGCAAUUUAUAGGUAACGAAAUGAUUACGAAAAGUUACGUGGAAAAUCACUUACUUGAUAUUCGCUACCUUUACAGAUUUCACUUGUAGGGCUCUUGACUUUUCUCAUAAUAUCGGUACACUUUCCUAAUAAUAUAGGAAAGUUAUGAAUACAUCAUUUGCUUUGCGCAAAGCUUGGUUCACAAUCAAAUCAAUGACGUCUAAAAAGUUUGACUUCGCGCCAAAUUAACAAAUAGGUCAACUUCUGCCAAAGACUAAUAAUACAGAUUAGAAAAAUUGAACAGAUUAUUUAAUACCCAAACAUCGUAGAUUCUUUCAUAAAAAUGUUGAACUCUUCGAAUAAUGAAUUUGAUACCUUUCUCUGACAUUGACAGUUAUUUAUCUAAAUAGUAAUUCAUAAAAUAACAAAAAUGAAUAAACUGUACAGGAUUCCAAUUCGAAAGUUUUCGGUGCAUCAGUGUGACUGGACCCGAUGCUGGCCGAAGCCAGAUUAUGGGCCUGUCGAAGUCCAACGCUCAGUCCUUUUAAAUGGUAUAAAGGUAGCAGCUUCAAAACCGCUGGGUGCCCAAAUCGGAUGUUGCACUAUAAUGUAUCAGUCUGGUUCUCGCUACGAGUGUGAUGACUCCCUGGGAGCGACCCACUUCAUCCGCGCUGCGUCCUCGGCAUCCAGCUGCGCCUACUCUGGCUUCCACAAGAUGCGGUUCCUGCCGCAGCAUGGCGCCUCCAUAACCUGCACUAGCAAUAGGCAGUCCAUUGCCUACACACUGCUUUGUCAACCCAGUAUUUACUCAGAAAUGAAGUGCUAUUUAUUAGACACGGUUCUCAGAUGCUACUUCAAACAAUGGGAGAUCGAUGAUUUGAAGCCGCUGAUACGCGAUGACCUACACCGCAUCACCCCGGAGAUGCGUGUCAUAGACUUAGCACAGAAAGCCUGUUGGGGAGGUUCCCUUGCCAAUUCCAUGUUCUGUGAGAAUUCCAGGAUAGAUGGCAUGACAGGAGAAGUACUGGACAAUUUUGCGAACUUCAAUUAUAAAACGGAUCAUUGCACUGUGGCAAGUGUAGGCGUUCCUUUUGAAGAGACCUUGAAAAUGGCUGAAGCGAUAGAGCCACGACGCGAGAAGCCAGGACCGAGGGUACUGGUGCCGUCUCGACCACGACGAGGUUUCGAGUUUUAUGAUUUAGGACCUGACAGCGAGACAUGGAUAUGUGUUGUUGUGCCUGGAUGUGGGUCAUCUGACAUAAAGAAUUUGAUAAUGCAUGCUAUUGUGGCAUCAGCCUGCGGCACAGAGAACAUCCAGGACGGCCUGCACUGUCUGGACAGGACUCCUCAACAACCGCUCGGUCUCAUGUCCGGUACCGACAUCUACACUGAGUACAAAGCUUUCAAUCUGUCCUACCAAGAUACCGGAGUUUUUGGAAUUGUAGCCAGGACUCGUGCUUGCACGGCGUGGAAAGUGGCUGUAGCAGCGUCUGAAUUCCUCACCAACGUUGGAGAUCUCAAUUUCAAACAAAUCGAUGUCGGCAAAAAGAGACUUAAAGUACGGUUAGCUCUCAAUGAUGACAACUGCGUCACGUUAACAGAGGGAUUGGCCCUUCAGUUGGCCAACGGUGUUCAAAUAGACAGCGCAAAGAAUUCCAUAGCGAUGGUCGACCAAAUGAGCAAUGACGAGAUAUCAUGCGUUGCUCAGGGUUUGUCCAAAAAGUAUAAAGAUAUGGCGUAUGCUGUAGUAGGUGACAUAACAAAAGUACCCCAUAACAAAGAACUUAUUUGUGGAUUUUAAAUGUCUACUAUAAUGAUGACAAUUUUGAAAGUAUUUUACGAUACAGUGAAUGGUUUCUAUUAAAGACUCAUGAAUAAAAAUGGUUUACAUUAGUUGACCGAUAUGAAA